Molecule: messenger RNA, 2279 nt
Organism: Cryphonectria parasitica EP155
Lineage: Eukaryota; Fungi; Ascomycota; Sordariomycetes; Diaporthales; Cryphonectriaceae
Exons: 4
Coding region: 1-1923 (640 amino acids)
Source: RefSeq, a predicted model, not a curated record
AUGGGACGACCGUACGGGCCCCAGAACAACGACGGUGUAUUGUACGACGUGCCAACCCUGGGAAACUCUCAGGAGGAAUCUGUCGUGUCAUACAGGUCUGCAGCUGUCGACGGAGACGAUUUUGUCUACGAGGUGCAGAGAGAAUUUGAGCUGGUUCCGGAUAUUGAAGACGAGCUUGAAGAGUUCAGCCGACUGACGCGAAUGGGAGACUUUCGAAGAGCAAAGGUCUAUUUCACCAACCAUCUAAAAGACCACAUAGGCGAUGCUUUUGUCUUCAUUCACUAUGCAGAAAUGCUGUUGGAAGCAGGCGACUUCAGAUCGAUUGUUCAGUUGGAAGCUCACGCUCAGAAUGUGUUCCCCUCGGACAUUAGCCGGACACAAAGACCUUAUCUCAACUGGAAAAUCAUGUACUGGAUCGCUUUCAGUUCAAAUCAGCAUGAUAUGCGAAAGAUCUUUGCCGAGAUGCGAGAUGCAUGGCUACCAGUGGAUCCAGAUGGCGAGUUCGACUCUACGCAGAUACGAAUCUUCUGCCUCCUAAUCCGUCUGAUAUCGACUCAUCGGAGGUUAGUCGAGCCCCUCUUCUUGCCGCCGGACCCUGCUUCUUGGAUUGACUGGAGAGCGACAUAUCAGCAGCUCCUCAAAGAAAAUAGAAUCUGGGACUUGAGAGACAUCCUCGCGGCCUUUUGUAUCUGGACACGUCCCCUGUGGGGGUCCUUUGAGCGCAUUUUCUUUGAGUGCGACAGCCCGACGACCUUUUUUCAACGCAUACAUGACGAUUGGAUGACAACAGAGGCCGAUGAAUCUACUCAUCUCACCCUCUUGGAAAUAUUCUCUUUGCUGGCUCUCAGCGCUACGACUUAUGAUCGCUCCACAAGGUUCUCUGCCGCUGCAAUUCUCAUCGCCAGGCCUAUCAGCGAGACGGUACUAGAAAUGUAUCCGGCCCAAGCAAUUACGAGACCAAUUUUGUACUGGCUACUGGCAACAAGUACCGAAGAAUUGCUCGUCCAAUCUGAAGCUCAGCUUUCCCUCUCUCGGCCUGAAAGCCCUGGCCCUGGUCUAUGGAUAGUUCCGAAGAGAUUAGGCUGUGGCAUUCCCUACUAUAUGCCGAUCAAGUCCGAUAACCCUGGUUGGAAAGCGCUUGAGAUGCCAAAUAAUGCAAAGAGAGCGGUGGAAAUGGCAUUGGGUGCUGCCAGAUUUCUGGGAGACUAUUCAUUACAAGUCGCCUGUCUUCAAGAGCUCAUUGAUUGGUCGAAGAGUCCAGCAUUGUUGUUCGAUGAACUGUCCAAAAUCCAGGACCAGAAACAAGGUGACCUGUAUGGUCACCUCGGGACCUGUCUCUCGCAAUAUUUGCUCUGCGAGACUGAGGAAUCAAAGAGGCUUCUCCGGGCAAAGAUCUCUGCUUUCGGCUUUUGGGAGAAUUUUGAGUAUUUACCAACCAAUCAUGUUCUGAGUUUGGCUGCGCGAGAUGUCCUACUCAUGGCGCUAUCGGACGAGGAGAUGGCGGCCUUUGACACAUCCAUCCACGCCGCGCUACGUUUCUCCGAUUGGCUUCCUGGAUCAGUGCGGCAGAAGAUCAACUAUCACGUCAAGGGAAGAUCGAACAUAAAUCCAGAAAAUUAUCCAGACCGAAGGUUCGAUAUUGUCGAAGUCGGUCGCGGCCGAUAUGAGUACGAGCCUGAGUACAGGACUGCCAGACGUCAUGUGCAGUCAAAGCUCCGUAAAAAAGGAUCUCACGAGCGACUCCGAACGCAACCAAGAGAAGCAAGCCGUCCAAGAGAGUACAGCAGCAAAAGCCCGGCCCAACACCGGCAGAUAAUCCGGACAAAGGUCGAGACUCCACACAAGACAACGCAACAGGCGAAGCAACAGAUAAGGGGCUCCCUGCUCAACGGCCGUCUUCGAACUCCGAGCCCGCAAAUUUGACCAAUUCAAAUUUGUCAGAAACCAGGCCUUCAGAAAGGAAGACGAGUCUUGAUCGUAAGAGCUCUGGCGCACAGAGUCCGAUAGAGGACGAAGCGAUUGUACGUAUUGGUUCGGAAGAGAAGCAGGCUCCCAGUACAUCAAUAUGGGAACAUGCUGUGACAACAGUAAAUCGGUCUGGAAUCCAAUGUGAGAAGCCUGGACGCAUGCGCAAAAGAGCUGCUAGCUUUGACCUGGUGUCACUGAAUUAUUACAAUAGUCCGGCACGAUAGAACACUGUCUCUCUGUUGCAAUUUAAUUGUAAACAAUUUUGAUAGCGUGAAACAGAUACUUUAGGACUUUGGUUUUGUUGCGGCCAC